This is a messenger RNA of Blepharisma stoltei, 417 nucleotides long. The record is from the annotation of a GenBank genome assembly. NCBI's taxonomy places the organism in Eukaryota, Ciliophora, Heterotrichea, Heterotrichida, Blepharismidae.
AUGGCAAGAACAAAACAAACAGCAAGAAAAACCACCUCAGCAGGAAAAACCCCAAAGAAGCACUUGGCAACUAAAGCGGCUAAGAAAGUUUCAGCCACCACCACCUCAGGUGUAAAGAAGCCACACAGAUUUAGACCAGGAACUGUGGCUUUGAGAGAAAUUAGAAAGUACCAGAAGAGCACUGAGCUUCUCGUGAGAAAACUUCCAUUCCAAAGAUUAGUCAGAGAAAUUGCCCAAGAAUACAAGACCGAUUUGAGAUUCCAAAGUUCUGCAGUCCUCGCUUUACAAGAAGCCGCAGAAGCCUAUUUGGUUGGACUUUUCGAAGAUACUAACCUUUGCGCAAUCCACGGAAAGAGAGUAACAAUCAUGCCAAGAGAUAUGCAGUUAGCAAGAAGAAUUAGAGGAGAAAGAUCUUAA